Molecule: messenger RNA, 759 nt
Organism: Penicillium waksmanii
Lineage: Eukaryota; Fungi; Ascomycota; Eurotiomycetes; Eurotiales; Aspergillaceae
Exons: 1
Coding region: 1-759 (252 amino acids)
Cellular component (GO): nucleus; cytoplasm
Molecular function (GO): ribonucleoside-diphosphate reductase inhibitor activity
Source: RefSeq, a predicted model, not a curated record
AUGCCUUCCCUCGUGGCCCAACCUACCUUGUCAACCUCCAACGACACGCUCUCCAAGCGCAGACGCUUUCAACCCGCAAUCACAAGCUUCUUCCAAUCUCAACAACCCGAGUCCCAUAUCGACAAUGGAACACCCGUCUCACACAACCACUAUGCUGCCGCAACCUACUCUGCAACCCCCGUCGUAUCAGAAAAAGUGCAAUCCUCGCUACUUUCCGUCGGAAUGCGGGUCCGCAAGUCGGUCGCAGACGGAUACAAGACCCAACGGUCGCUGAAGCAGGAGAAAUCCAUUCCUCCACCUCUUGUCGUGAAGACCCCAAUUGCCGAGCUACAUGCAGGCAUGUACAGCCAUGGCGAACUCGCCCCCUUCUCCGGCUUCUCCAAGUACGAUCUCGGCUCCACCUCUGGCCACAUCGUCAACGAUGAUGGGGACGACUACUCUCUCCCACCGAGCAGUCAAGACUCCGUUGCAUCUACCAACUCCUUCAAUAACAACAACAACAACAUGAACAACAGCCAGAAACGGACAUUUGGUUCGGAUGACUUCGCCGCCUGGGAAGAUGAGAGCAACAUUGCUUUUCACGAUGCCCCUACUGGUCGACACAUUCUAGCACCGGGACUAGGCCAGCAGCGUCGUCGCAUGCUUGCUUUGCGACAAACCAGCCAACCAGGCAUGGAUGUGGACGGUUUCGAAGAAGCUUCUUUCCUGCGACCUCUGGAGGAGGUUGACGCUGAUUAUGCGCGGAUGGAUUGGGCUUGA